Molecule: messenger RNA, 11193 nt
Organism: Podarcis lilfordi (Lilford's wall lizard)
Lineage: Eukaryota; Metazoa; Chordata; Lepidosauria; Squamata; Lacertidae
Source: the annotation of a GenBank genome assembly
AAGGGAUUUUGGGAUUUGUUUAUGUGAGUCUGCCGCAUGUGCCUUUGUCUCUGCUUUGCUCCUUCUUUUGGGGGAAGCCGCCUUCUGCCAUUGUUUUGGGGAUUAUGUGGAACCCAGUUCAGCUUCCUGGGACUGCUGACAUGAAGAAAAGCAGCAAAGGCAAGAGAACCGUGAUAACUGUUGAGGUAAAGAAGGAAAUUAUUUCCAUACACGAAAGUGGGGUCCGUGUAGGUGAUCUGGCAACGCAGUUUGGGAUGCCCAAAUCGACAAUUAGUACCAUCAUAAGAAAGAAGGAUGCUAUUAAGGGGGCCAGUGUUGCAAAGGGUGUUAAAACACUCAAGCAACGGACACAGACAAUGGAGGAAAUGGAAAAAAUGCUUUUAAUAUGGAUAACUGGAAAACAGGAGGCCGGUGACAGCAUUUCUGAAAGCAUAAUUUGUGCAAAAGCUUUACAGUUGCAUGCUGACCUCGUCGCAAACGCCCCUGGACCAAGUGCUGAGACUGAGAGUUUCAAGGCAAGCCAUGGGUGGUUUGAAAGAUUUAAGAGGAGAACUGGGAUCCACAGUGUUGUGAGACAUGGCGAAGCUGCCAGUGCCAACCAAUUAGAGGCUGACCAAUUUGUUUUGGAAUUUAAAGAUUAUGUCGAGUCGCAGGGCUUCGUUCCCCAGCAAGUUUUCAACUGUGAUGAGACAGGUCUCUUUUGGAAGAAAAUGCCAAAGAGGACUUACAUAACAAAGGAGGAGAAAGCAUUGCCAGGGCACAAGCCCAUGAAAGACAGGCUGACACUUUUAUUUUGUGCGAAUGCAAGUGGAGAUUUUAAGCUGAAGCCUUUGUUAGUCUACCAUUCUGAGAACCCCAGGAUAUUUAAGAAAAACAAGGUCAUAAAAAGCAAAUUGCAUGUGAUGUGGAGGGUGAACAGCAGAGCUCGGGUAACCAGGCAAUUUUUUAUUGAGUGGGUUCAUGAAGUGUUUGGGCCAAGUGUAAAAAAAUACCUCCAGGACAAAAAUCUUCCACUGAAGUGCCUGCUUGUUAUGGAUAAUGCUCCAGCCCACCCUCCAGGCCUGGAGGAUGAGUUGAUGGAAGAGUUUGGUUUUAUCAAUGUAAAGUUUUUGCCCCCCAACAUGAUUCCUCUCAUCCAGCCCAUGAACCAGCAGGUCAUAUCAAAUUUUAAGAAGCUUUACACCAAAGCACUAUUCCAAAUGUGCUCUGAGGUGACCUCGGACACAGAUCUAACCCUAAGAGAGUUCUGGAAGAAUCAUUUUAAUAUCCUCCAUUGCUUACAUAUGAUAGACAAAGCAUGGAGGGAUGUGACUCAGGUAACACUGAAGGCAGCAUGGAAGAAAUUGUGGCCAGAUGCUCUCCAGGAACAUGGAACGGAGGCUGUCGAAGAGGAUGCUCCUAUUGUUGAGGAUAUUGUGUCUCUGGCAAAUUCCAUGGGCUUGGAAGUGAGUGGUGCUGAUGUGGAGGAGUUUGUGCAGGAGCACCGGACUGAGCUCACCACAGAAGAACUUCAAGACAUUCUGACAGAGCAGCAAAAGCCUGCAGCUGAGGAAAUUAAGCCAGCAACUGAGGAAAUAACUUCGUUGGAGGAGAGCAGAGAAAGUGCACCUACAGCGACAAUCAAAGAAAUGCUUGCAAAAUGGGCUGAAGUGCAAGCUGUUGCUGAAAAAUAUCACCCUGAUAAAGAUGCUCUAAGUCAUGCCACUAACAUCUACAAUGAUAUCGCUAUGUCUCACUUUAUAGAAACCUUAAAACAACGGCAAAAGCAAGUCUCAAUUGAAAAAAAUUUGGUAAGGAAAAGAUCCAGUGAGUCUGAACCAGGUGGUAGUGGCGUAGGUGGCAGUGGAGGACUCCAACCCCCCAUCCAAACAAUGACUAUCAUCAGUGCAGGUAAGAGGGGAAAAAGUCACAUUUUAGUUUUUAAAAAAUCAUCAAUACGCUCAAGGAUGCUUAGAUGAGAUGGCCAAGAGAUGGCCUACCAGAAAAGAAUGGCAGGGCAAGUUGAUGGAUUAUGCCGAAAUGGCUAAAAUGACCAGAAGAAUCAGAAAUCAGGAAGACCAAAUUUUUAAUAAGGAAUGGGGAAAAUUUAUAAUUUAUUUUAAAAACCAUUGUAAACAGUUAAAAUUGUUAGUAGGAUUGGAAUAACACUUGUAGUUUAAUGGUGAAUUUUGGACACAAUGGAGAGGUAAAAGAUUUGGAUUAUCAUAAAAGAUGCAGGAGGAAAUGAUUAACAGUAAGACCCACAAAGGGAAGGAGGGAAGUCCAGGAGAUUUUUUGGAAUCUUGUUUCUGUGUUGUAUGUUGGAUACGACUGUAAAAUUUUAAUCUGAAAUGGAUCCUAUAGCUCUGAUCCAUCAGGUUUUUCUCUUUAUGUCCAACCAGGUGGACUUUAAAAAAAAGUCUUCUUUGAUUAUACUAGCUGGAGAUUUGGGAUCAUGCCCUCAAGAGCUGGUGGCCCCAGGCAUAAGAGCCCAGCUGCCAGAACUUGAUUUUGGGAGACCUAUCGGACAGAAAUAAGUGAGCUGCCUGUUAUGUUCAAUAUCUGGGCAUUCUCUCUCUGGACCAGCCAACCCAACUCCUUCCAAACGAGACAAACACACCAUUUUUUUUAAAGCCUGUUGCAGGACAAGGACAAAAGAGUGUGAUUAAAAAACUUUGCUGGGUGGCUCCGAAAAAAGUCCACCCUCCUCCUCCUCCCUGUGUGGUGGACUCCCCUUCCUUGGGGGUUUUGAAGCAGAGGUUGGAUGGCCAUCUGUCAGGGAUGCUUUAACUGAGUUUAUUCCUGCAUUUUAAGGGGGUUGGGCUAGAUGACCCCCGGGUAUCCCUUUCUAUGAUUCUCUGAAAUGUUUCUGGGCGCGAGACAAAGUGCAAGCAACUUGUCUUUCGUUGCUUUUGAGCAAAGAGGAAACCAGAGGAGGAUCGCUCCCGGCUUCCCCAGAAAAAGCAGCGCCCAUGAAGGAUCCGGGCGCGAUGGACGAGGACCAGGCGGCUUCUGCCACUGCGCCCCUCAAGGGUUAAACGCACUGAGCUCCGCUUCCUAGAGGGGCAGGAAGUUGGAACGUUGGGUCGGUGGGGGAAGGCGACGGCGAGCGCACAGGUCCGGCAUUGGCUUCCGGAAGGGUGACGUUCCGGGCGGAGGUCUGAAGCGUCGGAGAAAAGGGCCGGGCCGAGGAGGUGAAGGUGCAGCUUCGGAGGGGGGGGGGGCGAGGGCAGUGCUGAGGGGGGGGGCGAGGAGAGACCCCCCCAACCUCGAAAUCCACAGGUUGUGGGGCUGGGGCGCGCAACAUGGCUGCAAAAAGGGACCUGCCUGCUUUAUAGCUGGCUCUGCAAGGCUAUCGUAUAUGGGGGUUAUUAUUACGGUAUCAGUGCUUUUUUUCUUAAAAAAAUGUUUAGGGGUACUCUCAUUUGACUCAAGAGAAUCGCCAUUUUAUAGUUCAAAUUGGGAAAAAUAAAUAGAGUAAAUGGAGAAAAGUACAAAGAUUAACAAAAUGUUUAGAGGUAUGCGUAGCCUUGCGUCCCCCCAGAAAAAAGCACUAGUUGUUAUUAUUAUUAUUAUUAAUCGUAUAUGGGUGUUGUUCCUGUUGUUAUUUAAUUCAUCAUAUAUGGAGUUAUUAUUAGUAUUAUUCAUCGAAUAUGGGGGUUAUUAGUAUUGUUGUAUAUGGGGGUUAUUAUUAGUCGUAUUAGUAUCAUCAUUGUAAAGGUAAAGGGACUCCUGACCAUUAGGUCCAGUCGUGGCCGACUCUGGGGUUGUGACGCUCAUCUCACUUUAUUGGCCGAGGCAGCCGGUGUAGAACUUCCAGGUCAUGCGGCCAGCAUGACUAAGCCGCUUCUGGCGAACCAGAGCAGCGCACAGAAACACUGUUUACCUUCCCGCCGGAGCGGUACCUAUUUAUCUACUUGCACUUUGACAUGCUAGGUUGGCAGGAGCAGGGACUGAGCAACGGGAGCUCACCCCAUCGCGGGGAUUCGAACCGCCGACCUUCUGAUCGGCAAGUCCUAGGCUCUGUGGUUUAACCCACAGCACCACCCGCAUCCCAUCGGGGGACAAGGCAUGGGGAGCUCAGCAGAGCUCAGCAGGCAGCACCAAUCAUACAAUUGGAAGGAACCCCGGAGUCCUCUUAUCUAGCCCCCCUGCAAUGCAGGGAUCUCUGCUAAAGCAUCCAUGGCAGGUGGCCCUCCAGCCUCUGCUUGGAGAUCUCCAAGGAAGGAGAGUCCACCACCUCCUGAGGGAGACAUUUCCACUGUUGAACAUCUCUUACUGUCAGAAUUUUUUUCCAUAUGUCUGGUUGGAAUUUUCUUUCUUGUAACUUGAAGCCUCUUGUUUACAUCUUCUCCAUCUCCGCCCCAGGCAGCACAAUGGCGUCGAAGGCACUACCAGGAUCCUCCCUCCUUUGGGAUGGAGCAGAAAGAACAGGUGUGCAGCCAUCUCAGGUAAGUUAGAGACCACCUGGUGGAGAUGCAGGGGGCAGCCUGGACACCUCCGUUCUGUCUCACUAUGCUGCGGGAGGCGGGGACUGAAAAACAUUCCCCUUUCUUCUUGAUGCCCAAAGAUAUGAAGAUGAUCAAGCGAGAAGGCUGUGGAAAUGCCUUUUCUUGAGAGUCUUGAAUCUAGCAAAAAGAAAAAAAUAGUAAGGCGAUAGCAAAACUGAUUUGUUUAAUUUGUAUGCCACCUUUGUAUGUUAAGAAAUCUUUAAGCCGUUUAUGUAGCAGAUGGGUGGUUUUCAAUUAACUCAUUCCGUCAGCUCAGGGAUUACUGCUAGUGUGGCAGGAUUCCACCCUCCUCAUGUGCUGCCCACUCCCCAUAUGUGUUCCAGAGAGUUGGGAGACCCCCUAGCACAGAUUUGGGGGGGGGGGGAGAUGAGGGGAAUUCCAUUGCACCAAUAGAAAUCCCAAUGCUGAUGGAAUGAGUACCUUAUCACUAUGUUAAAUGCAACCAUUGUUGGCUAUUUGCAGACUAGUUGCAAGCUUGCUGGGCAGACCACAUAUUCAAGAAACGCAAAAUAACUUUAGCUAAGUUUUAAUAAUAAAAACGAAAACUCAUUUUACAUUAAUUAUAAUAUAUCAAUAAGCAUGACCCAUCCACCAGGGUACUGAGAGAGCUAGGUGCUGCUCUUUAUAUACUGUACCCAACAGCUUAAUUAACAUAACUUAACAGCACCUGCUAUACUGCUUCGCAGCUGUAAAACUAGGUGGUUGUUUUUUUUAAAAAAAAACAUAAAUAUUAUAAAUGAAUAAAAAAAUCCCACAAUUUAGUAGCUUAACUGCCCCUCAUUUCAAACUGGGAGCAAUGGUGUAUGUAGGGAAGAAUAUUCUGAGUACAGAAUAUGUGCUUCUUUCAGUGUCUGGUGUCCUUUGAGGAGGUGGUUGUGUCUUUCACGAAAGGGGAGUGGGAUCUCCUGGAUCUGGGCCAAAGAGCUCUCUACAAGGAAGUCAUGCUGGAGAAUUAUGCGGCUUUCAUCUCUUUGGGUAAGGACAAUCGUCCCUUGGUGGCCUGACGCUAAAGGGGUAGAUUCCUAUUCUUGGAAUUUGUCACUGUACUGUAGAGAUGCCAGUGUGGAAACAGAUGGCAAGGCUGUGGGCCCACAGUGCGUCUCCUGGGCCAUAAUUUCCCGGACCUGACUAAUGCCAUAUUGAAAACAGGCAAAACACAGUUUGUGGAGAUGUGAAGCUUAUGGGGUUUCACUUUUCCCAAACAUGAACACAACAUCCCUUUUUCUUCUCCUCUUUGUUGGAAAUAUGAAGGCAUGGGAACACAGGGGACAGUUUUCUCCCCCAAUUUUCCUUUCUCCCCAAAUUUUCCUUUCUCCCCAAAUUUUUUGGAAACAAAUUCAGAAAAAAACCUUGGAAAUUCCCCAGUUUUUCUGCCUUUCCCCCAGGCCUUCAUAGCUCUACUCCUUGCUCCCUCAAACAACAGAUGGGUGUGUUUGAUUAUUUGACCAGAGACUAGACUAGAUCUGAUAGGCCUUUUCUGUGAUUCAACAGGGUGGUUCUUAGGUUCUCAUGGGGAGGAGAAAUGACCACCAGGUUGUGGUGUCCCAUACGCAGAAAUAUCCCCAAACUAAAACCAAGUAUCAGAUGAAUUCCACUGAGUUCAGAUUCCCAUCUCCUAUUUGUUGCCAGCAUAUAUAAGAACCUGCCUUUCCCUGAUUCGGGAGGACAUAGGAUUGGAUGGGCUUGGAAUGCCACAGUAUUUUCUACCCCAAAACAACGUGUCUUUCAGUUCCCUUGAAAGGAUUUCCCAAACCAGACCUCAUCUCCCGGCUGGCAGGAGGAGAGGAUCCAUUUCACUGGGACUCCAAGGAAGAGGAGAUGUCAGCAGCAGGUACUUUCUUGGGAGUCUUGCGGGGCCAUUUCAUUCCCUGGGAACUGAGGAGGGGGUUCCUUCGUGAAUUUUUCAGCUUCUGCUUAAUCUCACCGAAGACUGACGGACUCAUCCGGCUGCGGGUUCUUCCUUGUAGACACACCUUGAGGCUUCACCCUCUUAACUCACGUCGCUGGCUCUCACCCCAAAGCUCCUUUGAGGUUUGCCUCUGAGGUUUCUUCAAGUCGGUUUAUUUAUUUACAGUGGUGCCUCGCAAGACGAAAUUAAUCCGUUCCACGAGAGUCUUCGUCUAGCGGUUUUUUCGUCUUGCGAAGCAAGCCCAUUGACGGAUUAGCGCUAUUAGCGCUAUUAGCGGUUUAGCGGCUAUUAAAGGCUUAAAGACUUAGGGGAUUAGCUGCUAAAAGGCUAUUAAAGGCUAUUAAAGGCUUAGCAGAUUAGAUAAAGGGGGGGAAAAGCGAAAAAAAAAUCUCUAGACUCGCAAGAUAUUUUCGUCUUGCGAAGCAAGCCCAUAGGGGAAUUCGUCCUGCGAAGCAACUUCAAAACGGAAAACCCUUUCGUCUAGCGGUUUUUCCGUCUUGCGAGGCAUUCGUCUUGCGGGGCACCACUGUAUUAUAGAUCUAUAUUUUUAUGGGCAGUAUUGAGUUGAGUCCUCCUCCCCAGGCUCCUUCAUUGCAUAUUUAGGCACCAAGCAAAAGCAUUCCUCUUCUCCUUUCUUUAUAAGGAAGGAGAUUCCAGUUAAACAUCAGGAAGAACUUUCUGACAGUAAGAGCUAUUCGACAGUGGAACAGUCUCCCUCAGGAGGUGGUGGACUAUCCUUCCUUGGGAGGUUUUUAAGCAGAGAUUGGAGGGCGUUAUUCCCGAUGUUUCGUCAGAUUCUCCUUUCUUGUAACUUGAAGCCAAACGUUUCAAGGUUUCCAAUAGCAAUGUAUUUUAGCCAUCAGAGGCCUGGGUGAACAGAAAGGUUUUUAAUCUCCCGCUCUUUCAAGCCAAUAAAGAGGACAACAGAUGCACCUCAUCAGGGAGGGCAUUCCACAAAUGGGUGACCACCACCAAGAAGGCCCUGCCAUGGGACAGCACCAACCGGGCAGCAGCCAGUGCCAGCAACAUCACCAAGGCCUCUCCUGCCAAUCAUAGGGUCCCAGAUAGCUGAUAUUGGGAGAUUGUCUGAUACCCCCUUUUCUCUGGAACUUGGUUUCUGACUCCGUUGGACCACCCACCUGCCCCCGAGCCCAGUGUCAACCAACUCCCCUGGAGUCCCACCUCCUGACUCCUGAGAGCCUGCCUAAAGUCAGGACAAUGUACAUACGCAAUAGGCAAUCUUUAUAGAAUUCCUUCAAACCAUAACAAGUACAAAAUGAAAUCAAAGUCUCUGAAAAUCUUUAAAUGAAGCAAGGUACCAGACUUUGUAUGAUGAAAGACAAGCUGUGAAGCUUUGUGUAUUCAGCAAAUACUGUGACUACAUUAUUACAUUAUUAUUGAGCAGUGACUACAUUAUUACAUGAGCACUGUUCCACAGCAUUUGAUAUUUUCAUUUACAUACAUACAUUCAUUCGAAAUAAGAUGGGUUUAUGAAGCAAUUUUAUAUCCUCCCACCACGCUGAUGAAGAAUUCUACGAAACAAUAGUCAAUAUCCGGCAUCACUCUUCAGUGUUGAACAUAAUAUUUCCUGAAUACACAAAGCUUCACAGCUUGUCUUUCAUCGUACAAAGUCUGGUCCCUCGCUUCAUUUAAAGAUUUCCAGAGACUUUGAGACUAAAGAUUUCAUUUUGUACUUGUUAUGGUUUGAAGAAAUUCUAUAAAGAUUGUCUAAUGCAUAUGUACAUAGUUAUCGUGUUGCCUAGACAUUGCUGACAUUCUCUUUGCAGCACAGGGGUUUGUUUGGUUACUUAAAGUCAGAACAAAUCAGUUCGCUGGCGGAAAGAUUGCAAUACGAAAGCUCACCCCAACAGCUGCUCUUCCUAGAUUACAAUUGCAGAACAAAUCCUCAUCUAGCUGGAUGUAACUUGGUGUACAGAACUUCAGAACAAACCUUUGUAGUGACUGUUUUGGUAGCUGAUCAAUUGAUUUACCCUCAAAGCAACAGCAACCACAGAAGAAUGAGCUUUUCCCCAAGAUGGUUUUUCUUGUCUACCCCAUUAUGUUAAAAUUAUGGAAAGUGAUAUGCAGAAAUCAAGUGGGGAAUGGACCUGAAAUGAAUGCGUGUUGUUCUCUGAAAUACUAGCAUACGCCAAAGGUAACCUAGGUCUCAGCGCAGUGUGUAAAGAGGAAAAGGGAAGAAUAUUGGAGAUGUUGACCAAAGAUAAGCUGCUAGGUCUUAGUUUUUGCCUUGAACCCCUAAUAAGAUUUUCUUUUCUUUUCCCCAGCAGGUGAAGGGGAAGAAUAUGAAAUUUAUAAGGAGCCAUUUCUUGUGUCUUUGGAAAGAGUCCAGCAGGAAGCGGGGAAAGGGGUGUUUGCAAAGCGAAGGAGACCUAAAAUGCUGGAUGGAAACAACUCCAGGGAUGAGAGGACUAAAUCCUCUGCUUCUCUGGGUGAGGAAAUCCUGAGCUUGCGUGUAUUUCACAAGGGAAAGAGAAGGAAAAGGUAUCCAUUGGGUGGGAAGACUUUGACAGAGGAAUUGAGCUUGAGGCACCGACACACUGCCCACCCAGAGGAGAAACCGUGCAAAUGCCUGGAGUGCGGAAAGAGCUUUAGCCACAACGUGAGGCUUAUCGCUCAUCAGAGAACCCACACAGGGGAGAAACCGUUUCAGUGCCCUGAAUGUGGAAAGAGCUACGCUGAAAGAGGGACACUCAUGAUACACCAAAGGAUCCACACAGGGGAGAAACCUUAUAAAUGCGAGGAGUGUGGCAGGAGCUUCAAUCACCGGUCCAAUUUUACUUCACAUCGGAGAACUCACACAGGGGAGAAACCUUUUAAAUGCAUGGAGUGUGGGAAGAGCUUCAGCCAGAGCACAAGUCUUACCACCCACCAGAGAAUCCACACAGGGGAGAAACCAUUUAAGUGUACCGAGUGCAGGAAGAGCUUUAGCCGGAGGUCGAGGCUCACCUCUCACAAGAGAACUCACACUGGGGAAAAGCCGUUCCGAUGCCCAGAGUGUAGGCAGAGAUUCAGUCAGAAAGCCCAGCUUUAUUCCCAUCAGAGAAUCCACACGGGCGAGAAGCCGUACCACUGCCCCCAGUGCGGGAAAAACUUUGGUCACAGCACAAGCCUUAGCGCUCAUCAGAGAAUGCACACAGGGGAGAAGCCGUACGAAUGUCCACAGUGCGAGAAAAGCUUCACUUACAGGGGGAGCCUUAUUGCUCAUCAGAGAAGCCACUCCCCGGAGAAGCCAAAGGAGUGCCUGCAGCCUGGGAAGGGCCUCAAGGAGAGAUCAAGCGCUUCUUCACAUCAGAGAGGCCACACAGGAAAACUCUGGAUAUACGGUCCCUUGCUUACAAACCCAGCUGACGGUUCAGCGCCGGUUCCCUGUUCAUCUGGCAAGGAGACUGAUAUAAAUGGGAAAUUCUUUGUUUUAUUUAAAAGAUGAGCAGUUGGACUCUUGGGCAAAUGCUAUUCAACCCCAUCGCUUUCUUUCCUUUUGCGUUUGCGAGCUUCGAAAUUCCCCUCUUGCCGUCAUCCUGUGUCAUUAUCGUUGUCAAAUGUUUGGGGCAAGGCUGUGGCUAGGCAGUUUUUCAUUUGUAUCCUGCUUUAAGUAUAUUCUAGUGGUCAUGUUGCACAUUGAACCUCUCAGGUGGUGCUAAGGCCACCUUCAACAGUACAUUUUGAAGCACUUCGAACAGCCAUGGUUUCCCUGCAAAGAAUUCUGGGAGCUGCAGUUUGUCAUGGAUGAGAAGAAGAAGAAGAAGAAGAAGAAGAAGAAGAAUCCACCCAUCCAACUGGGUUGGCACAGCCUCUCUGGGCAGCACCCAACAAAAUUUUAAAAGGACCAUUAAAAAAUCAAAGAUUAAAAACUUUCCGAUAGAGGGCUGCCUUCAGAUGUCUUCUAAACAUCAGAUAGUUAUUUAUCUCCUUGACAUCUGAUGGGAGGGCAUUCCGCAGGGAGGGUGCCACUACCAAGAAGGCCCUCUGCCUGGUUCCCUGUAACCUCAAUUCUUGCAGGGAGGGAACUGCCAGAAGACCCUCGCAGCUGGACCUCUGUGUCUGAGCUGGACGAUGGGGAUGGAGACGCUCCUUCAGGUAUACUGGGCCGAGGCCAUUUCAGGCUUUAAAGGUCAGCACCAAUACUUUGAAUUGUGCUGGAAACGUACUGGGAGCCAAUGUAGGUCUUUCAGGACCAAUAUUAUAUGAUCUCGGCGGCCGCUCCCAGUCACCAGUCUACCUGCCGCAUUCUGGAUUAGUUGUAGUUUCUGGGUCACCUUCAAAGGUAGCCCCACGUAGAGCAUUGUUAGGUGAUGCCCCUGUUCCCCUAGCAGAGCUACAUUUCCCAGAGUUGCUAAAAAGGCUAUCCCUCUUGCCAGGGAACUCUAGGAUUUGUAGCUCUGUGAUACUCCCACAACUCUUUGGAGGAAGCCAUGACAGUUUUAAAGUGGUAUCACGGUGAUUUAAAUGCAUUGUGGCUUUAGUGUUGCUGGGGAAAGGCUGUUAUGUUGAAGGGAGCGGAAAGCAGUGCCCCCCCCAUGAAACAACUGGGAAUUUUUGGAAAGCUCUGCAGAUGGGGCGGGGUAUGCUUUUUGUGUGUGUGUGUUUUUUGUAACUUUAAUGUGUAAUAGCAGUUUUUAAUGUAAGACAAUCCAUUGCGCUGGAGAGUGAUUAUUUCUGUGCAUACUAUAGAGCUCAGUGCUUUCAAUCUCUUUCUGGAUUUCACAUCAUUUUAGAGCUUGAAUUUUACACAAUUGCAUUUGUUUAAAUAAAAGCAGAACUUGCUUUCAGGAC